GCAAGUUAUGGCUUUGCGUUGUUAAGGCCGCGCGUUGUUUUGGUCGUGUCCUCGAGGAACAGUCGUCUAAGACUCAGUCGUUACCCUUCAAAAUCAAUUGAAAGACUCAAUAAUUCCUUUCUUCCUUUUUUAACUUCCGCCAUUAAAUCUCUGUUUCUGUGCCUUUCUCACUUUCAAUUUUUACAAUUGUUUCAGAUUUUAGAAUUCAUUUUUAAAUAUUUAUUUAUUUACAACUUUUCGUAAAAAGCAGUCAUUUUUAAUUUAGUAAAGUUGGCGACACAUGUUCGUUGAGUGUUCGAGACUAUUUGUUUUAACUAAACAUUUAUUUCAAUAAUUUAUUGAGAUUAUUUUUUGAAUGAUUUUUAUGUAUUUAUGUGUUCCUCCAGAGUUUAUUAUUAAAUUUUGUCUCGUGCUUUCUUGACACUCUCCUAAUUGUAUUUUAAAUUAGAAAUUUGAUUUUUCUGUGUCGCCAAACAAAACUUCUUGUUUAAACUGCAGAACAUUGAACUCUAAAAUUAACAGCGGAAAAUUUUUUUGUCCAUUUAUUCACUGUAUUAGGUUCUUGUAAGUGACCGGCGUGCGACGGGAUCCUGCACGGGAUUUUGCUGGAUACCGCUCCCGCACUUCCGUACUUUUUCCGAUUUGCGGGAGUGCAGGAUUAUUCCCGGGGGAGUUACUCCCGCAAACUUUUUUUAAGGUUACUCCCGCGUUUGAUCCCGCAAAUACGAUUUUGCCGGUCACUAGUUUGUAUACGCUAGUGCGAAACACAAAAUUUGAUUUAUAUCCUAAUUUUUAUUUUAUUCAUACUUUUGAAACCGAAAUCUUUCUGUACAAUUUGUUUUUUUAAUCUUAUAUUUUGUAGAAUACAAUUGUCCUGCUUCAUCUCAAAAAAUUCUAAAAAUGAGCAAAGAACAAGCUGUUCAAGAAGUUCAAGAAGUCGAACAAAUUGAUAAGGCGUCUGAGGAAAAGGUUUCGACUCCAGCCAAGCAACUGGCUUCGGCAGAUGCUCCAAAGCCUGAUGUUGGGGAAGAAAGCCGUGAUUCGGUGGUUUCGUCUGUGGACAACGGUGUCUCUGAAGAAGACCAGGAUGAAGGUAGUCAAAAGAGUGCGGAUGAUGAAAAGCCGGAUGAGGUCACUACUGAGGACACUUCGAAGCAUCUUUCUUCUGACAACGGAACUGCCGAUCGGUCUGUCAAGGGAAAUGGUCAUUCGGCUGAAGAGAAAAGUGACGUCGUCACUGAAGUGGUUGCUGAACUUAAUGGAAAUGAUGCUAAGAACCGCAAACGUUCUGGACCAGGCGAUGAUUUAACGCACGAGGAAGAUCAGCUUCAGCAGAAGAAGAAGCGCGUGGAAGAUGUAAGUUUUAAAUUAAAAUAUGCCCGUGGAACAUAG
Molecule: messenger RNA, 1392 nt
Organism: Meloidogyne enterolobii
Lineage: Eukaryota; Metazoa; Nematoda; Chromadorea; Rhabditida; Meloidogynidae
Source: the annotation of a GenBank genome assembly